UCCUCGUCCAAUUCGAUUGUCGUCUGAUCGCGCAAUGGCAGAAAGGAAAGAUCCAAUCGACAAUCUAAGUUACGUUGCCGACGAGGCUAAGAAGGUGGUUGAGCCGGACGUUGAGUCUGCUACCAAUUCUUCGCUUGAAAACAUCCAGCAUGAUCCAGCCCUGGAAAAGCGCUUGUUACGCAAGCUUGACAUUUGGCUUGUCGGAUUUUACUCCCUCGUAUAUAUCUUCCGAGUGAUCGACUCCGCAAACUAUUCCAAUGCAGCGAUCAUCAAUCUCGAGCAAGGAACUGGUAUCAAGAAGCAGCUAGGGUUCUCGCCAUCGCAAUGGGCAUGGACACUAUCGAUCUUCUCGUACUCGUACCUCAUAUUUGAGCCAUCAAACACCAUUCUACUAAAGUUCUUUAAGCCGAGUCGAUGGAUGUUUGUCCUGAUUUUGGCUUGGGGAAUCAGUGCAUGCUGCAGUGCUGCAGCACAAAACUUUGCCGGAAUGAUGUGCGUACGAUUCGCGAUCGGGAUGGCCGAAGCAGGGUUCUUUCCCAGCGUUUUGUACCACUACGCUUUUUGGUACAAACCGUCAGAAAUGCCGCAGCGCAUUGCCUUUUUCUACUCAGUCGGCCAGGUGUCUUCUGCGCUUAGCGGACUGCUCGCGUUUGCUAUUUCCCACAUGGAUCAGCUUGGUGGGCUGAGUGGAUGGAGGUGGCUGUUUUUGCUUGAGGGCGUGCCGGCGAUUCUACUUGCAUUUGUAGCAUUUUGGAUCCCGGACUAUCCAGAAUCGACUAGGUAUCUGACCGAUGACGAGCGCGCUUUCUGGAAGAACAGGUUGACCGCGAGUGCACCUAAGGGCGGGAAAAAGCAUGAGAAUUGGGACUGGAGGUCGCUGAAAGCGCUUAGUAAAGAUCCGACCUUCUACACGUUCAGCUUGUACUGGAUCUGCCAUGGUAUCGGCGGAUUUGGCGUGGGGUUCGCUCUGCCCACUGUGAUAUACCAAUUAGGCUUUACGACGACUGCAAAGUCGCAGCUGAUGAAUAUUCCGCCCUAUAUAUUUGCGUUCUUGCUCCUCAACACUUUGGGCUACAUGCUGCAGCGCAAAUGGAUCAGACAAUGGACCACUGCCAUUGGGAUUGAGUCGACUAUCAUCAUCUGCUACAUCAUCCUACUCACAGUCGACAACCCCGUGGUCAGAUAUCUCUGCCUGAUUGUCGCCGUUGGCUGCGCAGGCUGCGCAUACCCUGUCAUCUGGUCUGAGCGGAUUCGCGCUCUGAAUGGAACGGUUGCGUCAGGUAUAGGCAUCGGCAUAACGAAUGCUUGUGCUCAGUUCUCAGGUAUCGUGGGUCCGCAUGUGUUCAGCACAGUCUUUGGCCCGCGAUAUCGUACCUCAUACGCCGUGAAUCUGUCUGUGCUGCUUGUUGGUAUUAGUUCGAUAAGUAAAACUUGGUUCAUCAUUGCGAGGAGAGACAAGAGGAAAGCGGCAGGUCUCAAAGCGUAG
Molecule: messenger RNA, 1486 nt
Organism: Paraphaeosphaeria sporulosa
Lineage: Eukaryota; Fungi; Ascomycota; Dothideomycetes; Pleosporales; Didymosphaeriaceae
Product: retrograde regulation protein 2
Exons: 5
Coding region: 35-1486 (483 amino acids)
Biological process (GO): transmembrane transport
Cellular component (GO): membrane
Molecular function (GO): transmembrane transporter activity
Source: RefSeq, a predicted model, not a curated record